AUGACUGACUUGCACUCUUUUAUUCACCUUGAUGCAUUCACAACAGACCAUUUAAUGCAAAUUCCGAGCUCAAGUCUUUUUCACGCAUCAAAUUUAACACACAUAAGAGAUGUGUGUAAAAUUGUGGACUUGUUAUGGAAUAAUUUUGAAAAAGAUACAACCAAGUUUCGAGAAUUCUUUUGUGAAAUCCACAGCUACAAAGACAUUUAUGAUCACUUGACUGCAGUCCUAAAAUACCACAAGAAAUACCUAGAAAUGGCUGAAGAGAUCAUGUAUGACAUGCUGCUUUGUGACGGUUAUUAUGACCCAAUUUCGUUGUUUAAAUUACGACUAACCAGCACAUGCUCCACUCAAGAAAAAACAAUCUUCAUGAAGCUUUAUGGCCUCAAUGACUUGGAGUGUGAACCUGAUUUUAAGCUUCGUGACUCCAAUCGUGUCAUUCAUGUGCUCAAAAACAAGAUCAACAAUCAACAACAGGAAACCAAAAUAUGGUCAGUAUGGAAAAUUUUCAUUCAACAAGUGACAUCCAAAGAAAUUGAGAACGAGGUCUCACAACUCUUGUCAAAAAUUCAACCAUUUCGUCACCUUGCAUUUGGAGAUUCUAAGAAACAAAUGUCAACACCCAAUACUUUGCCACGAGAGAGAGUGACCACAACAGAAAAACCUCCAACUUUUCAACUAACGUUUGACUUUUCCAAAAAUCCAUUCGCAUCAAAUUCAGGUACUAAUUUUGUAUUCAAUCCUUUUUCUUCAAACAAAUAA
This is a messenger RNA of Naegleria fowleri, 762 nucleotides long. RefSeq lists its product as uncharacterized. The record is from RefSeq and is a predicted model, not a curated record. NCBI's taxonomy places the organism in Eukaryota, Heterolobosea, Eutetramitea, Acrasida, Naegleriidae. Bases 1 to 762 code for a protein of 253 amino acids. The transcript has a single exon.